GGUUACGCAACCAAACGCAGCACCGCACCGCACAAGCAGGCGCAGGCGUGGUAGAGGCCAAAACCCUCCAAACAAACUCGCGGUCCGCACCGUCGCCCCGAGAACACCAUUAAGGACGGACGCGAGAGCGAAGGCCGAAAGCGAAACGCCCAAACCCCAGGAGGUCCCAUCGGAUCCUCCAAACCCUAACCCUAGCGCUCCCGACUCGCCGCGGGGAGAUGGCGAUGGACGCGGAGCGGCGGCAGGCGGAGCUGAUCGCGCAGUUCUCCGCUCAGGCGGCGGCGCUGUCGUCCGCGCCGCAGCUCGCCGCGCUGGUGCUUGAGGCCACCUCCCACCCGGCCCUCUUCGCCUUCUCCGAGCUCCUCACCCUCCCGGCCCUCUCCAAGCUCGCUGGCACGCAGUACGCGUCGUCACUGGACUUGCUCCGGCUCUUCGCCUACGGCACCUUGAAGGACUACAAGAGUAAUUCUGGAUCCCUUCCAGCAUUGUUGCCUGACCAGGUCCGGAAGCUAAAGCAACUCAGUGUGCUAACUCUGGCAGAGUCAACUAAGAUACUACCGUAUGAUCAGCUCAUGCAAGAGUUGGACGUUUCCAACGUAAGAGAACUCGAAGAUUUCCUAAUCAAUGAGUGCAUGUACUCGGGUAUCGUUAGAGGCAAACUGGAUCAGCUGAGAAGGUGCUUUGAGGUACAAUUUGCAGCUGGAAGAGAUCUUACACCUGAUCAGCUAAACAACAUGAUAGAGACCUUGUCUGACUGGUUGGGAACAUCAGAUAGCCUGUUGCAUCAAAUUCAGGAGAAAAUCAAGUGGGCUGAUACAAUGAGUGAGGUGAACAAGAAGCACCAGAAAGAAUUUGAAGACAGAGUGGAAGAGGCCAAAAAAUCAAUCAAGAAGUUGAACAAUUUAAGCAGGCAGACAUCGACUUACGGGGGCAUGACGACUUUCUCUCUGAAUCUGGAGGAAUAAUGGAUUUUGAAGAGGACCGCGUCCGACCAAAAAGGAGGCGACAACCACCGGCGUAGUUUCAAUUAAGCUCUUACCAAUUUCUCCCAGAAUGGGAGCUGCUGAUACCUUGAUUGAGACAUUUUGACGCCAGAGUUGAGGAAACUUUGUACAUCUGUCAUGCCAUGCCUCCAUUGUAGCGAGUCUGUUAUUUUGCCUUCUGGUCAAACUGCUCGUUUGUGUCUUUGGUAGGGAUGUACAAGGUCAAACAUAAACGUUAUGUUGCAUUUAUUUGGCAGUAAAUGGCCCAUGGCAGAGAUAGCGCUGUUAUGAUUGUGGCACUGGUUUAUUCUCAAGUUACAUUUUGUGUGUUGAGGUGCUCGCAGGUUCGUUUCCAUGGGCACUGCAGGUGCCCAAUUGGCGAUUGAUGUGACGUGAAUCUUCAGCGUUUUUAUUUUUCAGAUUUCAGAUGAUAGAGGCCCGCGACAUUUUUUUUGGUGAAGCGUGACUUCAGAAAUUUUGUAUCAGACAACCGGAUUCAAGUUCUUUCGAUUGUGUCUA
This is a messenger RNA of Sorghum bicolor (sorghum), 1502 nucleotides long. Its product is annotated as COP9 signalosome complex subunit 7. The record is from RefSeq and is a predicted model, not a curated record. Gene Ontology annotation, cellular component: COP9 signalosome. The coding region runs from base 219 to 965 and encodes 248 amino acids. Lineage: Eukaryota; Viridiplantae; Streptophyta; Magnoliopsida; Poales; Poaceae. The transcript is spliced from 9 exons.